This is a messenger RNA of Vicia villosa (hairy vetch), 1540 nucleotides long. Its product is annotated as putative GEM-like protein 8. The record is from RefSeq and is a predicted model, not a curated record. The transcript is spliced from 4 exons. Lineage: Eukaryota; Viridiplantae; Streptophyta; Magnoliopsida; Fabales; Fabaceae. Bases 131 to 697 code for a protein of 188 amino acids.
UAAAUCAAACUUGGAAAAUCCAUCUCUAUCUUGGUAUUUUCAUUGUAAUCUUCCAUUCAACAGCUAUUAGCAAAAAGAUACCAAAUAAAUAUUUAUACUUUUCAAGAACCAAAUCAAGAAAUUUCCAUCCAUGAUGGAUUCUUCUUCUUCUUCAGCCAGCGAAUCUACAACUCCAAACAUGAAGCACGAGAAACCAACACUCAGAAAAAAUCGAAGUUUCGCCUUUAGGAUUCAUGAACAUGUAAAACUAGGUCAUAAACUAUCGGAAACUUUGAAGGGUAAAUUGAGUUUGGGUGCGAGGAUAAUACUAGAAGGUGGGAGAAGGAACAUUUUCAAGAACAUUUUUGGUAUGGAAGAAGGAGAGAAAGUUUUGAAAGCUUCACAAUGCUAUUUAUACACUACAGCUGGUCCUAUUGCCGGAGUUCUCUAUAUCUCUACCAAAAAAGUUGCAUUUUGUAGUGAAAGACCAAUAACUUUCUCUUCUUCAACAACAGGAGAAUUGCGAAAAGUACCGUACAAGGUUUUGAUACCGGUUGAGAAGAUAAAAGAAGUUAAUGAAGGACUAAAUGUGUUUGAAAAGAAACAAAAGUAUAUAGAAAUUGUUACUCAAGAGGAUUUUGAAUUUUGGUUUAUGGGAUUUUUACAAUAUGAGAAAGCUUUUAGGAAUCUUAAGAAGGCUAUAUCUAUGUCUAUUUAGAAAACUAGAAGUAUAUAAGAAUUGUUAGAAUUAGUUGAAUAUUUUUUAUGGUAGUUACAAGUUAGUUGGAAUUAGUUGCUAGUUUGUUAUGUUAGUUAUUUUAACAUUAUUUUAUAAAUUGAUCAUGCAAUUAUGGUUAUCAUCAACAUUAGUGACAGAUAGACAAUAAAAUGGAAACAUAGAUUAUAUAAUGUUUGUAUAGAAAAUAUUUUUGCCAUCAACAACUGGAAUAUUUUGGGAUUUUCUAAUGCAUAGUUUACACAAACUAAAGUAUAAACAUAUGGCAGAAAAAAUGCAAAACAUUGCGCGCUACAAUCUUUUUCUAUCAAGAACUUGGUGGGUUUAAAGGAAUAGAAAUUCUAAAUACAUCACCCAUGAACUGAUUCCCUAUAUCUCUGUACCUUGGUUGCUUACAAUAUGAGAAACAAUUUCUGUUGUUGCUUAAACAACCCCCACUAUGGUUACACUGAUGAGAGACUCAUCAAAUUGAACCCCUAAACCUCAAUUGGGUUAUCAUAAAUACUGAUGUAAGUUUCCUAAGGAUCCAUACUCGGAUUGGUUCUGGCUUAAUCAUUUGCAGCUCCUCUUAUGCUUGGCAGAGAGGAUUUUUAGGUUAUAUCUUGUGGUUAUAUGUGGUGUGCAGGUAAAAAUCUUCUAUUGGUUUUGUUGAUGACCCCUGAAAAUGAAAGAAAAUAUAUAAAGUCUUAUAAGUCAAAGAUAGCAAGCACAAAUUCAAGUGUUAAAGUUUCAUAUGAAAAAGCAAAUAAAAGUUGAAUCAAAGGAACUUGUUGAAUCAAAAUAAUCUGAAGUUAAGAUCUAGUUGAAAGUGUUUAGAAAAUUUUA